Messenger RNA from Elaeis guineensis (African oil palm), 1993 nucleotides. The record is from RefSeq and is a predicted model, not a curated record. Lineage: Eukaryota; Viridiplantae; Streptophyta; Magnoliopsida; Arecales; Arecaceae.
GGAGGUGGGGAAAGCCCAUUCUAAUAAUUUCAUAUCUCGGGACUCGGGAGCCCACUUCCAUACCCACGUCUAUUCUAGGGUUCCUCUAUUCCGCUGUUCCAGAUCUUGGACAUCGCUCUCUCUGAAUUGUUGCUCUGUUGCCUUGCAAGCUUCUUUUAGAUACAUAAGAUGCCGAGGACAAGAGCAAGUGCUGCAGCUGCUAAGUCAGCUGAGCCUGUAAAGCUACUGGAACCAGAACAGCAGGUUGAUCUUGAUGAACCUGAGGAUAUGAUGGAAGAAGAGGUUGAAUAUGAAGAAGUUGAGGAGGAAGUGGAAGAGGAAGAAGAGGAAGUGGUAGAGGAGGAGGUGGAGGAGGAAGUGGAAGAGGAGGAGCCUGAAGAGGAGGAAGAAGAGAAUGCAACUGCUAAUGGAACUGAUGCAGAUGCUUCUGGUGGUGCUGGUGACGCUAUAAAAGUUGAUGCAAUGAAAGAUGAUGAAAAGGAUGAGGAUGAAAGCGGAAAACAUGCUGAGCUCCUUGCACUUCCUCCUCAUGGGUCUGAGGUUUAUGUUGGUGGCAUACCUCAUGAUGCAUCAGAAGAAGAUUUGAGAAGCUUCUGUGAGUCAGUAGGAGAGGUUACUGAGGUUAGGGUUAUGAAAGGCAAGGAUUCAUCAGAGAAUAAGGGUUAUGCCUUCGUUACUUUCAGAACCAAAGAAUUGGCUGCAAAGGCUAUCGAAGAUCUGAAUAAUAUUGAAUUUAAGGGGAAGCAGGUAAAGUGCUCAACAUCUCAAGCAAAAAAUCGAUUAUUCAUUGGUAACAUUCCUAGAAACUGGGUGGAGGAUGAUUUGAGGAAGGCUGUGAUGAAUGUUGGCCCUGGGGUCACCACUGUGGAGUUGAUGAAGGAUCCACAAAAUUCUAGCCGUAAUCGUGGUUUUGCAUUCAUCGAGUACUAUAACCAUGCAUGUGCGGAAUAUUCAAGAAAAAAGAUGUCCACUCCAAAAUUCAAGCUUGAUUCCAAUGCCCCUACAGUGAGCUGGGCUGACCCUAGGAGUGGGGACUCCUCUUCUAGUUCUCAGGUAAAGGCGGUUUAUGUAAAGAAUUUGCCAAAAAAUGUCAGCCAAGAUCAGUUGAAAAAGCUCUUUGAACACCAUGGUGAAAUUACAAAGGUGGUUCUGCCUCCUGCAAAGUCUGGACAGGAGAAGAGGUUUGGUUUUGUGCAUUUUAAAGAGCGGUCAAUGGCCAUGAAGGCUCUUAAGAACACUGAAAGAUAUGAAAUUGAUGGUGAUGUUCUUGAGUGCUCUCUAGCAAAGCCUCCAGCUGAUAAGAAAGGUGAAACAGCAUCCAAUGCUCAAAAAGGUCCUCUGCUGCCAAAUUAUCUUCCCCGCAUGGGAUAUGGUGUAAUGGGGCCGUAUGGUGCUUUAGCACCUGGUUUUGCACAGCCAAUGAUCUAUGGAAGGGGGCAGACCCCUGCUGGCAUGGCUAUGGUGCCAAUGUUAUUACCUGAUGGGCGCCUUGGAUAUGUAUUGCCUUGUAUCUUGCAGGCAACAGCCCGGAGCGGCUGUAACCGCACCUCAGCAAGGUGGUAAUCGGAGUGCCAGCUCUAGUGGGGUUCGGAAAAGCAAUAAUGAUAAUAACCGUGGGCGCAGGUUCCGUCCUUAUUGAUGUACCUUGCCAAUUGUUUGCAUGUGUGAUUCCUCUAUGCAGAACAUUGGUCGUCAGAAUAAUUAUCAGCUUAGAAUUUUUUAUAUGAGCUUGAGGUAUGUACUCCAGUUUUGGACAGUUUGUGUACUGCGUAACUUAGUGGGUUAGCAAGAAGAUGGGUCAUCACAUGCUUGAACAACCUUGUGUAUUUGUAGUUGACUUGAGGACAUAUUAUUUCAAUUUCUAGCCAAUUAUUGUCAUAUGGAUAACGAUUCCAGGGACUUGCUGUGCAUGAUAUAGUUUUAGCACGUGUGUCAUAUGUGUAAAUGUUCAACUCCUAAAGACAUAGAAGGCUUUUGCUUGAUUAUUUAAUUA